Molecule: messenger RNA, 638 nt
Organism: Owenia fusiformis
Lineage: Eukaryota; Metazoa; Annelida; Polychaeta; Sabellida; Oweniidae
Source: the annotation of a GenBank genome assembly
CGGUCAUAUACUAACUUGCCAAUUCGGUAUAACGAAGAGGAAUACACGAGAAUUAGUACAUUAUAGGCCUACACAUGUACUGGUAUUUGCACAUUAAAAAGGAGGUGUCCUCAUAUGAAUAUACAGUGCAUUUAUCAGGAAGUCAACAUUAAAAAGCAUUAAUCAUCGACCAAAAUGGCCGGACUGUCUGAGCAAGAGAUUGUUGGGUACAGAGAGGUGUUUGAUAUGUUUGACAAGGAUGGCAGUGGAUUUAUUUCUUCUGGUGAACUAAAGGCAGCGCUUGAACAAAUGGGUCACAGGCCCUCGGAUGAUGACGUACAGGCGAUGCUCAUAGAGGUUGACGCUGAUGGUAGUGGUACGAUAGACUGGGGAGAAUUCUUGCGUAUGUUCCAGAAGAAACCAAGAAAACAGCACAAGGAAGCCAAUCUCAGGAAGGCAUUCAAAGCCAUGGAUAAGGACAAAAGUGGAGACAUAUGUAUUGCAGAGGUCCGACAGUUCCUCAGAGACAAUGGUAUCGGCGAAGAUAUCGUCCCAGAUGAUAAACUAGACGGAAUGAUUGCUGAGGUUGAUUCAUCCGGUGAUGGAAAGAUAUCUUUUGAGGAAUUCUUGACAAUGAUGAACGCUUAAGAUGCAUCAUU